Neoarius graeffei (lesser salmon catfish) is the source of this 4686-nucleotide messenger RNA. RefSeq names its product transcription termination factor 1, mitochondrial. Bases 902 to 2059 code for a protein of 385 amino acids. Gene Ontology annotation, biological process: termination of mitochondrial transcription; regulation of DNA-templated transcription. The transcript has 3 exons. The record is from RefSeq and is a predicted model, not a curated record. Gene Ontology annotation, cellular component: mitochondrial matrix. Lineage: Eukaryota; Metazoa; Chordata; Actinopteri; Siluriformes; Ariidae. Gene Ontology annotation, molecular function: double-stranded DNA binding.
AAUCCCAAACGCAUCGCUGUGAAUACUAACCUUGUUACUGUUAGCUUAGCUUGCUAAAUCACUACACAAGGAUAUUAGCUAGCUUCAUGCUAAUUUGGGUUCAGCGGAAAUGGGUUUAAUGAACGUUUUUCUUACACCGCUGUACAAUAAAAAUACUUUUGUCCGGUUUUUAUGAAUUUAAAUUGUUAAUCUUGUUCGUGUUUUGUUGGAUUUGUGGUAGUUAGCAUUAGGCUAAUGAGCGAGUUACUACCCUAAUCCCAAACAGCUCUCCACUGCCUAUAUAGGUGCACUACAUAGGGUGUGUUGGUCCACAUUGCACACUCUACCAAGUGCACUAUUUGUUCAAUAAAGCAUCAUUUGGGAUGGAGCCGAUCGCCUGAGGAACCGCUCGAACUUCACUCAGCUUUCUACAAAACCCGGCUCUUUGACCCGACAUUCAUUCGUCUUCACUCAGGCCCUGCUCACGCUACGGCUCGCGAUGGGUUUGCGAAAACUCGGCGAUGAAAAAUCAGUAAACAUCGCCACUAAUCGUGCGAUGCACGGCGAAUGUUCUCCAAGCUUUGCGAGUUGUUUUGUGGUGUGACUGAAAACAUCGCGAAGCAUUGACGCUAGAGGCCAUGUGCCCGGAUACCACAUCGCAACUCCAUACUGGAGAGCAAACGUUCAGGUAAACAGAACCCUCGACAAGGUCAGGAACAAAAGUUCCAGCAGUUUAUUGUGCUGAAUAUAUUUCCUUUUAUCGAAGAAUUGUCAACGCAGUUUUUCAAGUUUAAUUUCGACUCAGGAAAAAUGUAGUUUAUUGCAAAGACGUCGACUUUCAACGGACGGCGUUUGGAUCUUUGCGGCCAAACAACAUGGUGACUUCGCAAGAGUGGCAGAGUCAGACGGAGUGUGACGAAAAAUGGCUUUGCAGCGGAUUCUGUUUUUGCUCAGGCCACAUGGGAGCCAAUUAUCACGAUCAGUUACUGCAUUCAAAUACUUCAGCACAAGAAAUGUAGACCACACUGAAACAAAAACGGACCUCCAUGAUGCUGAAACAGACUCCUCGUCUGCUGGUUCCAGUUCUGAGAACAAGUCUUUGUUGGAGAACCUCAGUAUCCUUGGCGUGGAUGUGCAGAUGGCACGGCGGCGUCAACCUGGAGUUUUCCGUAAAAUCCAAACCAACGAGCAAGGAUUGAUUGAUUUCCUUGAACAGAAAGGCGCAAGCCGUGAUGUCAUCGCGAGUAUAAUUUCCCGUUUUCCACGUGCCAUAACGAGAUCUGAGGAACACCUGGAGGAACGCUGGCGUCUGUGGCGCAGCAUCUUCAACAGCGAUUCCGAGGUUGUGAAGAUCCUAAACCGUUCUCCAGAGUCCUUCUUCCGCUCAAGUGAUAACGGCAACCUGGAGAAGAACAUACACUACCUCAGUUCAUUGGGAAUAAAGCCAAAAGAUCUGCACCGCCUCCUAACCAUGGCACCGAGGAUCUUCUCAAACACGUUGGCACUGAACCGGACAAUGGUGGAGCUCCUGGAAUGUGUGUGCACGAGCCUUGGAGGUGCUGACAGUGAAAAGUUUGCACGCAUGGUCAUUUCCAGAAAUGUGUACAUCCUGAUCCGGAGCACGAAGCGUGUCAGGUCCAACAUCGAGUUCCUCUUGAGCGUCCUGGAUCUCAGUGAUGACGAGGCGCUUAAGCUUCUGCAGAGCCAUGGUGCCAAAAUCCUCGACCUGUCGCAUGAAAAUAUGAAAACGAACUACAAAAGCCUGCAGCUGAAGCUCAAGUCUCUGGGCUGCAGCCAGGUGCAGGUGAGGGGGCUCAUCCUGAACUAUGCUCCCGUACUCUUUGUUUCGUCAGACACGCUGAACCAGAAGCUGGACUGCUUGAUUGAAAGUGGGAUUGAUAUCAGAAGCAUCAUAGAGAAGCCUAAAGUGCUGGACUACAGUGUCGCCACCUUGAAACAGCGGCUGCACGAUCUGCACCAACUUGGUUAUGACUUUAAGAUGAACGGAAUCAGCGUCUUGGAUUUGAGCAGCAAGCGUUUCGCAUCUAAAAUGGAGAAACUGAGAGAACUUGGAGUGUGAGAGGCUGUCAAAUGACUACAGCUUUAAAACCCCAGUUUUGAAGAUUGACUUUGGGUGCAUGUACAUCACACAAGUGUGUGCUUAAGGCGCAAGGUGGCAGAGUAUGUGGUGGGAGAAGAUUGUUCAGCUAGCAGGUCACGCAAAAUGUCCAUUGAAGCACGUAGUGCCUCCAUCUGUGAGCCUGUCCUGUGUCUAUUCCAACGUCACAUCAGUGUGCACUCGAGCACAAGCGGGUAGCUUGUGAGAUUCUCACACUUUGGAUACAUCACAUCAUGUUCCUCAAUGGCUAAUGCGUCUAAUACAUGCUAAAGUGCUAUGCUGGUUUGCAAAGGGGUUAACAUAUUCGCCAGCUUGGAACUGACCAUUCAGGUCACGCUACACAGCCAAAAGUAUGUGAACACCUGACCAUCAAACCCUGUGAUUACAAUUUCCCUUCACUUGGGCCUAAACCUGUACAGCAUGACACAAAGCACAGGAGCUCCAUGAAGACCUGGUGUGUUAAAGUCGGAGUGAAGAACCCUGACUGAAGUCAACUCUACUGAAGAUCUUUGGGAUGAACUGGAGGAUCCUCAACAUCUUAACAUCAGUACCUGAUCUCGGUAAUGCUCUUGUAGCUGGAAUGAAGGAACACCCAUCCCAACAGCCAACUCGAGUGGAAGAGAAGGGAAGCGCUAAUUGUAACAGGGAAAAGGGAAUAAAUCUGGAAUGGGAUGUUCACCAAGCACAAGGAUGUACGAGUGUGAUCGUGCGGGGUGCACGUACGUUUGGCUGUGUAGUGUACAUCUGCUUAUUUACUGAAUGUUUUUUCCCCCCCGAUAACACGGUGAUAUCUGUAUAGAUGGAAAUAUCAGAGGAAUAAAACCCAGAACUUAUACCCUUUUAAUAUAAAUGUUGAUUAAAUAGUUUAAUUUAUUAUUUUCAAAAAGGUAUCUGCAGAUUCAGCUCUUCUCUUCUGGUCCACAGUGAGAUCCUCGACCAGGAAUCAUCCCACAAGCCUUCAUCAAACAGAGACAGAAAAGGAACCGGUCUCAAAAUGGCAGAUCAGGUGGAGGUUUAGAAUGCAGCGUACUGUAUAUCCCAUCCAGUGGUCAUACAGUAUUAUCUCUUAUACUACAGCACUGACUGGUUAAUCCUGAAGAGAAAAAAUAAGGAAGGCUGGUGAGGGAACGAAUGUUUAUCGCUGCUAUAAUAUAACGAACUUGUGUCACAGACGAGACACAGCACUGAAUGUAACUAUAAUUGGCUAAAAAGCACAACGCGUCGUUCGUUAAUAAAUUACACAUAAGUGUUUUGCUGUGGUAUAAGGGGAGUAAAACACUUAGUGACGCCGCACCCUCCAAGUGUUUUAUACACCUGAAACUGACUCUGUACACAUCCUUGUGAUAUGCGUGAUCAUGCAUACUGCUCUCAGCCAAUCAGAACACACUAUUGUUUUUAUUAUUAUUCUUGGACAGCACUGUGUCACUCCAUUGUGUGCUUAUAACAACACUGAAAGGAAAGUGACCUUUACCUGAGAGUAGGCGUUCCAGGCAUUAUUACCUGGUGGCUAAUGCUAGCUUGUCAGCCCUAUUUAUCAGAAAAAUAAAUGUACAGUACACCACACAAUUUUCUAUGUAGAAGUAAUUCUAUUUGGGAAAAAAGAUGAAAGACUCAGGAUUACCACUAUUCUUGACCCAAAGGGGAUUAAAACAAAAGAUAUGGUUAAAAAUCUUGUUUUCAUUGACAGCGAGCUAAACUUUGACAGUCACAUGAAAGCAAUCACUAAAUCGGCAUUUUAUCACCUAAAAAACAUUUCCAAACUAAGAGGACUUAUGUCAAAAAAUGAUCUGGAAAAACUUGUACAUUCCUUCAUCUCUAGUAGGGUUGAUUACUGCAAUGGCCUUUUCACAGGCCUGCCAAAAAAGACCAUCAAACGACUUCAGCUGGUUCAAAAUGCAGCGGCGAGGGUUCUCACACGAACAAAAAGAACAGAGCACAUUACUCCAAUUCUAAGGUCCCUUCACUGGCUUCCAGUAAGCUACAGAAUUGACUUUAAAGCAUUGCUGCUGGUGUACAAAUCUCUAAAUGGUACAGGGCCCAAUUACCUCUCUGAUAUGUUGCAGCGGCCUAACCCAAUCAGAUCUACCAGAUCGAAACAGCAAAGUUUACUGGUAAAACCUGUUGUUAAAGCAAAGUGUGGUGAAGCAGCUUUUAGCUACUAUGCAGUACAGCUAUGGAACCAACUGCCAGAGGACAUCAAAAAUGCUCCUGCUGUUGGCAGCUUCAAAUCUAGACUAAAGACCAAGCUGUUCUCAGAUGCUUUCUGUUAACUGAUAUAGUCACCUUUCCAUGUUUUAAACUUUACUUAACUUUUAUUCUAUUUUAUUCUGCUGUUUUUUCUGAACUUUUACUUCAUUUUAUUAUUUUAUUUUUACUAUUGUUUAAUUCUUAUUUUUUUCUCUCUUCUUCCCCCUUUAUUUUAUGUAAUUUUAUUUUCUAUUGUUUACUGUUUUACCUUAACCUCUGUAAAGCACAUUGAACUGCCACUGUGUAUGAAAUGCGCUAUAGAAAUAAACUUGCCUUGCCUAUGUAAAUUUUAUUUGUAAAAUAUGGUGUUAACGAAGUAGAAGUACCGAGUAGUGAGCCUG